CCAAACAGAGCAACUCUUUCUCUCUCUACCAUCUUUCUGUCGCCUUUUUCUUUCUGCCCGUGUGCUUAACUUUUUCGCUUUUCCAGUUCAGCCGAAUUCUUUCUUUGCAGCAGCAGGUACUACUCCUCCUUCAUUUCUCCAACCCCCAGAAAAUCAACUCGAUCGCAGCAGCGAUAUGGAAUCAGACUACCAGCGUCUGUUCAUUGAAGAAACCUCUUUCUACAAUCGCAUUGUUCUUCAAACGCUGCUUCCAAACUGGAUAUGGGAAUCUCUACCUCACUUCUGUCAAACAUGGCUCAGAAAUUACAUUUCUGCUACCAUCGUUUACUUCCUCUCUGGCUUUCUAUGGUGUUUCUAUAUAUACUAUCUCAAACGCAACAUCUAUCUCUCUAAAGAUUCAAUCCCUAGUAACAAGGCAAUGCUCUUACAAAUGGGUAUUGUGAUAAAGGCCAUGCCAUGGUACUCGGCUUUUCCAACAAUAUCCGAGUAUCUAGUUGAGAAUGGUUGGACCAAAUGUUUCCCAAGAGCAUCCGACAUCGGUUGGAAAUCCUAUAUCUUCAAUUUCGCGAUUUAUCUUAUCAUCGUCGAGGUUGGAGUUUAUUGGGUGCAUAGAUUGUUGCACGAUGUUAAACCACUUUAUAAAUACCUUCACUCAAUCCACCACGUCUACAACAAGCAAAACACAUUGUCUCCUUUCGCAAGUCUAGCAUUCCAUCCUCUCGACGGGAUUUUGCAGGGUAUGCCACACGUGGUGGCCUUGUUUAUAGUGCCAAUUCAGUUCUCGGUUCACAUUCUCCUCAUAUUUCUCGAGGCUGUUUGGACAACAAACAUUCACGAUUGUGUAAACUUGAAACAUUGGCCUGUGAUGGGAUCGGGAUAUCAUACCAUUCACCAUAUAACUUAUAAACACAAUUAUGGUCAUUUUACGGUAUGGAUGGAUUGGGUGUUUGGAACGCUUCUUCACCCUAAGGAUGAUUACAACGAGAGCGAAGAACAUGAAGAGUAAGAGGAUCGAAGAAGAAGAGUUUAUAAAUAAUGUUUGUUGUUAGCUAGAAGGGAAGUUAUUUUAUUAUAAGUUAAGGACAUCAUAUAUUAUAUAUAUAGUUGUUACUUAUUGUUGGUCUUUGUCUUUGUGGGUUUUAAUUAUGAUAUCUAUAAGAGGAUUAAUUAAUAUAGGAGAUCAAUAUUUUUUAUUAAAUAGACUUAAUUAAAGUUGGCAAAAGAUUGGUUGAGCUUACGAGAGGAUAUGGGUUCUUCCAUGUUUGUAUAUUCGAUUGUCAAUUUCUUCA
Messenger RNA from Impatiens glandulifera, 1289 nucleotides. RefSeq names its product delta(7)-sterol-C5(6)-desaturase-like. Gene Ontology annotation, molecular function: oxidoreductase activity; iron ion binding. The record is from RefSeq and is a predicted model, not a curated record. The coding region runs from base 176 to 1006 and encodes 276 amino acids. Gene Ontology annotation, biological process: lipid biosynthetic process. Lineage: Eukaryota; Viridiplantae; Streptophyta; Magnoliopsida; Ericales; Balsaminaceae. The transcript has 3 exons.